AAAAAUAAUUUUGAAAAAAAUAUAUUAGACCCAUUAGUGAAAAUUCCAAAAAUACCCUUGGUAAACAUCCGUUGAAGAAAGCGCCUUCUUUUUCACAAAUCUCCAAACAAAUUUUGAAAUACGUCGUCGUCGCCGUUAACCUACCUCUUCCUUUCUUCUUUCCAUUUCUCUCUCCUCCCUCUUCUUUUAUUUCUCUCUCUAAAUUCAUUUCUUCUUUUUUUUUUUCUCUUUUCCUUUUUUUUUUUUAUUAUUAGUUUUAGAGAGAGAAAGAAGGUUCAACGACGACGAGUCAAACCCACUCCCACUCACUUUCUCUCUCCUCUCUCCUCUCUCCUCUCUCCCGCCUACUUUGACUCACUCACCUCAACUCGCCCGAGUUUUACUACUGUAACAGCAGGAGAGAGAAACUUCAAACUUCAAACUUCAAACAACAAAGAUCUGCUCAAUUUCUCACUAAUUUUUUCAGCUAUUUUCAACUUCGAAAGCAUUUUUAAAAAAUUAAGCUGAAAUCUGAAAUAAAAAUUGAAAAAAAUUGAGUAAGAGUGAUUUCCGAUCAAAGUAUAUCUUCGAAAGCGCGAGAAUCUAGGUGAAUUUUGAAGAGGGAUUAAAUAAUGAAUAUAUCACGGGGGUUGUUUGGGUGGUCCCCACCACACAUACAACCGUUAACGCCGGUAUCGGAAGUAUCGGAACCACCGGAGUCGCCGUCUCCGUACAUGGAUAUGAAUCCGGAAGGUACGGGGACGGCGGCGGAGAUGGAGGAUGAAAUGGAGGAUGAUAAUGAGGAUGAGAUCGAGCCGCCACCGGCUGCAGUUCCUUUUUCCAGACUGUUUGCUUGUGCUGACCGACUUGAUUGGUUUCUUAUGGCGGUUGGAUCGCUUGCUGCUGCUGCUCAUGGGACGGCGUUGGUUGUUUAUUUGCAUUAUUUUGCUCAGAUUAUUCAGCUUCUUUCGUUGAAGUCUGUUACUGAGGAGGACUUGCAUAGUAGGUUUAUUGAGCUCACUCUAAGAAUUGUCUAUAUAGCUGCUGGCGUGUUUGCUGCUGGGUGGAUUGAGGUCACCUGUUGGAUUCUUACCGGCGAGCGACAAACUGCUGUAAUCAGGUCCAAGUAUGUACAAGUGUUAUUAAAUCAAGAUAUGAGUUUCUUUGAUACAUAUGGAAACAAUGGAGACAUAGUUAGCCAAGUCUUGAGUGAUGUGCUGCUUAUUCAAUCAGCGUUAAGUGAAAAGGUUGGUAAUUAUAUACACAAUAUGGCAACAUUUUUCAGCGGUCUUGUUGUUGGAUUUAUCAACUGUUGGCAGAUUGCCCUGAUAACUUUAGCAACUGGGCCAUUCAUUGUUGCUGCGGGAGGAAUCUCGAAUAUAUUUCUUCACAGGCUUGCGGAGAAUAUCCAGGAUGCGUAUGCAGAAGCAGCGAGCAUUGCUGAACAGGCUGUUUCUUACAUUAGAACCCUAUAUGCAUUCACAAAUGAGACGUUGGCUAAGUAUUCUUAUGCAACAUCGCUUCAAGCAACCCUCAGAUAUGGUAUAUUAAUUAGUCUUGUGCAAGGGCUGGGGCUUGGCUUUACAUACGGACUGGCCAUUUGUUCUUGUGCACUGCAGCUUUGGGUAGGAAGAUUUUUGGUGACUCGUGGAAAAGCUCAUGGCGGGGAAAUAAUUGCAGCACUCUUUGCUGUGAUUCUGAGUGGCCUCGGGUUGAAUCAAGCAGCAACAAACUUCUAUUCUUUUGAGCAAGGACGGAUUGCUGCUUAUAGACUAUUUGAAAUGAUAAGCCGUUCAUCCUCUACUACAAAUCAUGAUGGGAACACUUUAGCUCCUGUUCAGGGUAACAUUGAGUUUCGAAAUGUGUAUUUCAGCUAUCUGUCUCGUCCUGAGAUACCUAUCCUAAGUGGGUUUUACCUCACUGUUCCUGCUAAAAAGGCUGUUGCACUUGUUGGGAGAAAUGGCUCUGGAAAGAGCAGUAUCAUUCCUCUCAUGGAGCGUUUUUAUGAUCCUACAUUAGGGGAAGUCCUCCUUGAUGGAGAGAAUAUAAAAAAUCUCCAACUGGAAUGGCUAAGAAGUCAAAUCGGUCUAGUUACGCAGGAACCGGCUUUACUAAGCUUAAGUAUCAAAGACAAUAUUGCUUAUGGGCGGUCUGUUUCUUCAGAUCAAAUUGAAGAAGCUGCUAAAAUAGCACAUGCGCAUACAUUUAUUAGCUCACUUGAGAAAGGAUAUGAUACUCAGGUGGGCCGAGCUGGUUUGGCAUUGACAGAAGAGCAGAAGAUCAAGCUCUCAAUCGCAAGGGCAGUGCUCUCUAAUCCGUCUAUUCUUCUCCUUGAUGAGGUCACUGGAGGACUUGAUUUUGAAGCUGAAAAAGCUGUUCAAGAAGCAUUGGAUCUUCUUAUGUUAGGGCGUUCCACAAUAAUAAUUGCCAGGCGGCUUAGUUUGAUUAAAAAUGCUGAUUACAUAGCUGUCAUGGAAGAGGGUCAACUUGUUGAAAUGGGCACACAUGAUGAAUUACUGAACUUGGAUGGUCUUUAUGCUGAACUUCUUAAAUGUGAAGAGGCAGCCAAACUUCCUAGGAGGAUGCCAGUAAGGAAAUACAAAGAGGGAGCAACUUUCCAGAUUGACGGUGACUUGUCUGCAAGCCACAACUUCCAAGAAUCAUCAUCUCCUAAAAUGGCGAAAUCACCAUCUCUUCAGAGAGUUUCUGGUGGCCAUGCUUUUCGGAUGUCAGAUGCUGCUUUUAGCUCUCUAGAGUCACCAAAUGUUCGAAGUCCGCCUUCUGAGCAGUUAAAGGAAAAUGGUAAUGGCAAUUUAUUAGAUGAAGCAGAGAAGGAACCAUCUAUGACCAGGCAGGACAGUUUUGAAAUGAGACUGCCAGAGUUACCAAAAAUUGAUGUUCAAGCUGCACGACGACAAACCUCUAAUGCAUCAGAUCCUGAAUCCCCAGUUUCACCACUUUUAACAUCUGAUCCCAAAAAUGAACGUUCCCAUUCACAAACCUUUAGUCGCCCUAAUAGUGAAAUUGAUGACAUGCCAACAGUUAAAGAAAAGAAGGAUUCACAAAAUCGUAAGCCACCUUCAUUUUGGAGGCUAGUUGAGCUUAGCCUUGCAGAAUGGCUGUAUGCAGUUUUAGGAAGCAUUGGUGCAGCUAUAUUUGGUUCCUUUAAUCCUCUUCUUGCUUAUGUUAUUGCAUUGAUAGUAACCACUUACUACAGAUUUAGUGAAGGUCACCAUCUACGGCAUGAGGUUGACAAAUGGUGCUUGAUCAUUGCAUGCAUGGGUAUUGUGACUGUGGUUGCCAACUUCUUGCAGCAUUUUUACUUUGGUAUUAUGGGAGAGAAAAUGACUGAAAGAGUCAGGAGGAUGAUGUUUUCAGCUAUGCUACGAAAUGAAGUUGGAUGGUUUGAUGAUGAGGAAAAUAGUGCCGACACUUUAUCCAUGCGAUUGGCUAAUGAUGCAACAUUUGUUCGUGCUGCCUUUAGUAAUCGUCUUUCUAUCUUUAUACAAGAUAGUUCUGCGGUAAUAGUGGCUGUUCUCAUUGGAAUGUUGUUACAAUGGCGAUUAGCCCUGGUGGCUCUAGCAACACUUCCAGUCCUCACCAUCUCUGCUGUUGCGCAGAAAUUAUGGCUUGCCGGAUUUUCUAGGGGAAUUCAAGAAAUGCACAGAAAAGCAUCUUUAGUCCUUGAAGAUGCAGUAAGAAAUAUCUAUACUGUUGUGUCUUUUUGUGCGGGAAACAAGGUGAUGGAGCUCUACAGAAUGCAGUUGAAGAAAAUACUCAGGAAGAGCUUUCUUCAUGGGAUGGCAAUUGGUUUUGGUUUUGGCUUUUCUCAGUUUCUUCUAUUUGCCUGUAAUGCGCUUCUUCUGUGGUACACGGGGAUAUCUGUCAAGAACAAGUACAUGGAUCUUUCUACAGCUCUCAAAGAAUACAUGGUAUUCUCCUUCGCCACCUUUGCUCUGGUAGAGCCAUUUGGUUUAGCUCCCUACAUUCUUAAACGCCGGAAAUCUCUCAUCUCUGUAUUUGAAAUAAUUGAUCGCGUGCCUAAGAUUGAACCAGAUGAUGCCUCUGCCCUCAAACCGCCCAAUGUUUAUGGAAGCAUAGAAUUUAAGAAUGUUGAUUUUUGUUAUCCAACACGUCCAGAAGUCCUAGUGCUGAGCAAUUUCAAUCUCAAAGUUGGGGGUGGUCAAACUGUUGCUGUAGUUGGAGUAUCAGGUUCUGGGAAGAGCACUAUAAUCUCUCUGAUAGAGAGAUUUUAUGAUCCUGUUGCUGGUCAGGUUUUCCUAGAUGGGAGAGAUCUGAAGCAGUUCAACUUGAGAUGGUUGAGGAGCCAUCUAGGUGUAGUUCAGCAGGAACCAGUAAUUUUCUCGACUACAGUAAGGGAAAAUAUCAUCUAUGCAAGGCAUAAUGCUAGUGAAGCUGAAGUAAAAGAAGCAGCAAGGAUUGCAAAUGCUCAUCAUUUCAUUAGUAGUUUGCCCCAUGGCUAUGACACCCAUGUCGGUAUGAGAGGUGUAGAUUUAACUCCUGGGCAGAAACAGCGAAUAGCUAUUGCUAGAGUGGUACUGAAAAAUGCACCCAUCUUGCUGUUAGACGAGGCAAGUUCUGCUAUUGAGUCAGAAUCUAGUAGAGUAGUGCAGGAAGCCCUGGAUACGCUAAUUAUGGGAAAUAAAACAACCAUUCUCAUCGCCCACAGGGCUGCAAUGAUGAGACAUGUGGACAAUAUUGUUGUACUUAAUGGUGGUCGGAUAGUUGAGGAAGGGGCACAUGAUGCUUUGGUAGCAAAGAAUGGGUUGUAUGUUCGUUUGAUGCAGCCUCAUUUUGUAAAAGGACGUCGCCACAAUCGACUAGUUUAGAUUGGACUACGGUAUUGAUCUUUGUUUUUGGAUCAGUCGAAGGUGAUCUCAGUCAGCCCUAGUAUAUAUUGUUGACUCUUUAAGUAAAUGUUAAUUAUUAUUUUAGUCACAAUCUCACAAAGAUUGGGAGAGGAAAGAGUUGGAGGCUUCAUGGUUUGGCCAUGGUAACAGUAAUAGGUCUUUACACUUGGUGAAUAUAGGAUCUAAUUAGGCUGUGUGGAGUUCUAUUAGCCUCUGGAACGGGCUGUCGGAGGUCAGUGCAUUUUUUGGAGACAGCUUGUAAGUAGCCCUUGGGUUGCUUCGUCCGGAUGAAUCAUUUAUUAAUAUUUAUCAAUUCUAUUGGGGAAAAGUGUAUUAUUUUUGGGUGAUUUUUUUUCUUAUUUUUUGUUGCUGUGCUAGGUUUCUUUUCACCUAUUGUAUUGAUUUAAGAAUUUAUUUACCGGUGUAAUAUUUUUAACAUAGAACCCUUGAGUAGUGAGGAGUGGAGAAUUAGUUGUAAUUUUCUGUAAAUAUACGAAGUAUAUACAGGAUACUGCGUUUUGAAUCAUUUUUGAUUGUUGAGCUUUGGAGUGUCAA
Messenger RNA from Chenopodium quinoa (quinoa), 5405 nucleotides. Its product is annotated as ABC transporter B family member 6-like. NCBI's taxonomy places the organism in Eukaryota, Viridiplantae, Streptophyta, Magnoliopsida, Caryophyllales, Amaranthaceae. The record is from RefSeq and is a predicted model, not a curated record. Gene Ontology annotation, cellular component: membrane. Bases 612 to 4829 code for a protein of 1405 amino acids. Gene Ontology annotation, molecular function: ATP binding; ABC-type transporter activity; ATP hydrolysis activity. The transcript has 11 exons. Gene Ontology annotation, biological process: transmembrane transport.